Pocillopora meandrina is the source of this 3764-nucleotide messenger RNA. The record is from the annotation of a GenBank genome assembly. Lineage: Eukaryota; Metazoa; Cnidaria; Anthozoa; Scleractinia; Pocilloporidae.
AUGAAUGGACAAACGAGUAAACCUUUUAAACAGAGGAAAAGCUUCUGUAAGUAUCACAGUUUGGAAUUUUUACGGGGAAUCGACAAACCGCCAUUAACUCGUCAUCAUGUAUACUAAAAUUAUUACUGUUUUGCCUUUUUCCUCUGUCCUAUCGCGGUAAUUUGUAAAUUAUAUCUUUUGUGCAUUUUACCGAAAACCUCAGCGGCAAGGAAAAGGGAUUCAGAAUCCAUCGUUCGGCAAUACCCCGACAAAGUGCCGGUAAGAGUUAAUAUUAGUCACAUCCCUCCAUGUUUUUUAUUUCGGCUAUUGUCAAAAUCAUGUUCUUAAAAUUUAUUCAUGAUACAUCAUGACUUACUUACUUAUAUCAAUCAUGUUUUAUACCCAUUUAUAACAUGUUAUCAAUAUUUUUAUUCAAAAUAUUUCAAUACGUUUCGUUUUUCGUUUAGGUUAUUGUGGAAAGAUUAAAAACAGAGAAAAAUUUGCCAGUCCUCGAUAAAAUUAAAUACUUAGUUCCCGCAGAUCUCACCAUGAGCAGCUUGUCAAGCAUCAUAAGGUGAGAUAGGUAUUUAGAUAAACAACUCCGGUUCAAAACAGUUGCUUACAGUCUUCUGGGAAACUGUAUCAACUGAUUCGUAUAAUUUUUCGGAAGAUAUAUCUUUUACCGCGUAGCAACCUUUGGACUUAAAACAAAUGAAAGCUUGUUCUCUCAACGGUUGUGAAUUGAAAUACCGCUUGCAGUUAUUUAUAAUGUCUUUCAGAAUACCUCUUUUAUAUUGAUGGUAAAUUUGAAAUGAAUGGUGAGCUAGUUGCAGCAGCUCAUCAACAGUAGCCUCUAUCUCCAAAGCUAAGCCAUGGACUCAACCCUCUCCUUGGUAGAUCUAUUAAUAGAAAGGCGAAUUUCAGGUGAAUUUUCGAGUUCUAUGACCCAAUCAAAACAGAACUUUGGCAAUCCUGUUGUUUUUUGUUAAUUGUCCGCACACAUGCAUUGAGCAGAGACAUUAGUUUUUCAAUUUGCAGUCAGUCACCCAACAGAAAUAUGUUCUGUCGUGGGAAAAAGCUGUUCUGAAACUGAAUCUACUCAGGACAGGGUUGACUCAAGGAAUCAGAGGAGAAUAGAAACUCCCAUUGAUAGGCUCCUGGUUGAGGUCAUCCUUGUGCACAAUUGAAGUUACUCAUGAGAUAAAUAAUAAUUUGACCUGUGGAAGAGAUAACAAGUGACAAAUUGAUCUUCACAGAUAAACUUCAAUUUGAUGUAUGGCAGAAAAAGUGAAGUCUUUAAUGGGAAUCAGGUGUAAUCCCCAUCGAAAGCUGAAUUUUUGAGAUUUAGUUUUCCGAAGUGAAUUAAGCCAAAAUCAUUGGAUUUAACCUAGAUACCUCAGGAAAUAGGGCUCUAUAAACUUUGAAAUGUUGAAUUUGGUUUUUACCAGUUAACAGUAAACUUGUUGGUUUGUUGGGGUUUUUUCUUUUGGCCUCUGGGGUGCAAUUAUUCAUAAGAUUGCUCGACUAGUGCAACAAAAUUCUGUUAAACACUAGACCACUGACUGAGCUAAAUAUCAUCUGCACAUGUCACCAAUGGGUUCAUGAAUCCAUAGCAACAACAGCAUGUAUUAAUUAAAGUCUAAUUUGAAUUAAGCAGCUUGGAAUUAAGCAGUGACCUUUAUUAAGCAGUCUACAAUAAUGUUUUGAGCGUGUUUUUGUUUAUUAAGUGGUCAAUCAUAGUAUAAUAUUAUGUUUUUUUAUUUUUUAUAAUACUCCUAUGUGGAACCUGUAUUAAGCAGUCACUACUCCAUACAGCUUUGACUGUAAUGGAGCAGUAAUUUUAAAACUUUUGAAAGCUCAAAUAGCCCUCAUCCAUUGAAACUGCUAUCAAUUGAUUUAACAAACUUAUGAAUACAGUAGACCUUGGUGGUGUCCUUCACAACAAAAAAAUGUUAAUGCACAAUUUGAAGCAAAACCACCAUAAAUUAUAUAUCAGUGGAAAGGUUAUGAAAUUUUCAUUCCAGCAAAAUUUGGUCUUUACUCAAUUUAAUUGAAAACUCACUGAGGCAUGACAAUUUGAAGUGGACAAUUAAGCAAAUUAUGCAGGUGUCAAAUCAGACUACACAAAAAUAACUUUUGCACAAUUUCAAUUCCUAGUGAGAAAAAAAAAUUAUGAAAGCAGUUGUUUAAGUCACCUUAAGAUAAUAUUUAAGUUGCUUGAAAGCUGAGAUUUCUACUCAAGAAACAAUGUGAUUGUGUAUUAACUUGUUUGAGACCAAUAAGAUGAUUGAUUGUCUGAGAUAUUUUUUAAUAUUUCUUGAUUAGGAAAAGGCUCCAGCUGAGUCCAACCCAAGCAUUUUUCCUUCUUAUAAAUGAGAAAAAUCUAGUCAGCAUAUCAAUAACAGUUGGAGAGGUUUACAAGGAUGAAAAAGAUGAAGACGGAUUUAUUUACAUGGUUUAUGCUUCGCAAGAAACCUUUGGUUCUUGAGUUGUUUAGUUUGCAAACCAAAACAGUUUGUAAAUCAUGCUUUACAUGCAACUCAGACAUGUACGUGACAUACUUGUAAAAGGUAGAUUAGGGUGAGUGAAUGUAUAUACUUAUUUACUGUAGAAUUGUAUUUAGACAGGCAUUGAACUGUGAAGCUGACAUAUCAUACCUGUUGCAAAGAGGCAUUUUAAUAUAUCUAUUGCUUGCCUUUACAAAUAUUGUACCUUAAAAAGGAAUUAACAGGAAGUUUUUGGUUGAGCCACAGGUAAAAUUACUGGAAGUUAAAUUUUAAAUUAAUGGUAAACUUGCACUUUUUUUUGUUACUGAAGGUAUAGGAUAGGUAACAGAUUUAAAGAGAGGUAAAUGGUCUCAUAUUAUAUUGUUUCUUUAAAUAUAAAUUGAUGUGAGAAAUGCCAAGAUGAGAGGAGUGGGUAAAAUGGGAAUUGAAAUGACAAUAUAAUUGCUUAAUUGAUUACAAGUUACUGUUAGUGGUAAUUUGUAUGUAAACUUUUAAGCUCUGUUGUCUUCCUUUGUUUGUGUGUUUUUAAGAUCAGAUUUUGUCACCAAAACUUUUUUCUUAUAACCAAUAUAUUUCACAAACUCAAUUCUAAGUAUGUGCUUUGAUAUCCAACACCAUCUACAUGUAUGUACCAAUUUGGACAAAUAUAUCUCAAAACAAGUUUGUUUAAUUAUAUAAGUAUUAAUUUUAGGUAACAUGGGUGCACACUUGUGAUGGUGUUUAACUCAAUAAGCAAUUAAAUUUAAGUGGGUACUGUGGGUGUUAUGCAAUAAGUUUUAAUGUUCCAGGUAUAUGUUUGAGGUCUUGUUUCCCCGCUGGAGCUGACUGUAAAAUGUAAAUGUAGCACUUGUCUGGAAUGAAAAUAAAGGGUAAUCAAUUUGAUAUUGCUAUGUGAAAAUGUUCUCCAAACGUUUUGAACAUAAUAUGAACAAACUUUGAUGUCACUGUAAUUUCUUUUUAAAUAAUGAAAUCAAGUUAAUAAUGAAGUUACUUUUUUAUUGCUUUCUUUAGUGCCUUGAAAUUUUGUAUUGGGAGAGUGAGAUUAAACUAGGACUAAUUAUUAAUUGUUAGUCACCAUAGUGGAGGAGAGUAAUGUUGGAUACUUACUGAGCCGUGAAGUGACGAGUUAAACAUCCAUCACUUUCACCGACACUCAGAUCAAGAAAUUGUUUUAGUAUAUAUCACACUGAAUCCAAAAAAUUAGACUAGUCGAUGUCUGUCGAUUUACUGAGAAAUAGUCGGAAAUUAUACUCUUGACGCGUGAUUUUUUGCUCUUGG